AUGGAGACUUUCGAAACCUCCUCCCAGGAAGCUCUGUCAGAACACCAUGAGGCGAACUUGCCACCAGUCGAUGGAGGAAAGCGAGCAUGGCUCUUCCUGGCUGCAUGCUUCGUCAUUGAAGCCUUGAUUUGGGGUUUCACUUUUUCCUUUGGAAUUUUUCAGGAUUACUACAGCACCCACGAGCCAUUUAAGAGCUCGGGUGAUAUUGCCAUUGUUGGCACAUGUGCGAUGGGUAUUUCAUACAUGUUACUCCCAGUCGCUUUCAUUCUACUGCAAACAAUGCCCCGUCUCAAGCUUUGGGCUGCCCCAGUUGGCUUUAUCAUCAUGUGUCUAGCUUUAUCAUUAAGCUCCUUUGCGAGAAACACCACAGAUCUCAUCGUGUCUCAGGGUGUUGCGUACGGUGUCGGUGCAAGUCUUGCAUACGCCCCGACAAUCAUCUUCAUGGACGAAUGGUUCGUCCGUCGCAAGGGAUUGGCGUUUGGAAUUAUGUGGGCUGGUACCGGUUUAUCGGGCGUCAUUCUCCCCGUUGUCUUGCAGUGGAUGCUGGAUACAUUCGGCCACAAAACAGCGCUGCGCGCUUGGUCUAUCGUCCUACUUGUUCUUGGAGCUCCACUUCUGACUUACCUUCGACCUCGUCUUCCAAUCUCGCGUGCAUCGCAGCCCCGGAAACUGGAUUUCCGCUUCCUGUGGGAUGCUACAUUCCUCAUCUACGAAUCUGGAAAUAUCAUGGAAGCCAUGGGCUAUUUCCUCCCAACUAUUUAUCUACCCACUUACGCUAAGAGCCUUGGAGCGAGCGGUAUUGAGUCCACUCUUACCGUCAUGGUGUUCAACCUUGCCUCCGUUUUUGGAUGUGUUAUUAUGGGCUCGUUGGUUGACCGCUACCAUGCCACGACUUGCAUCUUGGCUUCGACGGUUGGCAGUACCGUUGCAGUCUUUCUGAUCUGGGGGUUGGCCGAUACCUUGGCACCCUUGUACAUUUUCUGUAUCUUUUACGGACUGUUCGCUGGGUCUUUUACCUCUACCUGGCCGGCCGUUGUUAAUGAGGUGACAAAGCGGAGUAUUUACACCGAUCCCAGUCUUAUUUUUGGACUUCUCUCGACUGGGCGCGGUAUUGGAAAUAUUGUCAGUGGGCCCCUCAGUGGAGCUUUGCUUGAUCAGAAUUCCUGGACUGGUGUUGCUGGGAAGGCCUAUGGCACUGGAUAUGGGCCGUUGAUCGUUUUCACUGGGGUUUCUGCCUUUCUGGGUGGUUUGGGCGUUAUGGCGAGAAUCGCAGUACGCUCAUGA
Molecule: messenger RNA, 1284 nt
Organism: Penicillium verhagenii
Lineage: Eukaryota; Fungi; Ascomycota; Eurotiomycetes; Eurotiales; Aspergillaceae
Exons: 4
Coding region: 1-1284 (427 amino acids)
Biological process (GO): transmembrane transport
Cellular component (GO): fungal-type vacuole membrane
Molecular function (GO): transmembrane transporter activity
Source: RefSeq, a predicted model, not a curated record